GAUUUAACCAUUCACUUCUUCUUUCAGUCUCAGUCGGGUUAUGCAGCAUUUAUCAAUCUGCUGCCGAUAAUUCUACUGAUUGCUCUAUCAAUGAUGUCUUCGAUGUUCAUAUCAGAUCCAAUCUACAGCCUGACUCCCAGCCAGAAAUUCUCCGUCGCUCGCAAAACCAACCAGCUGAAGAUCCCAUACUACGUAAAGGAAAACUUCCACUCGGAGUAUCAAGGAUCCGUGGGUCGGCUGGAGGCUUCCGUAGAAGAAGAGUACCUCAACAACUUGAAACACUCGUGCUAUCGAGAACGAAAUUACAAAGAAACUAUGCUUAUGAAGGCACGUAACUUUGGCGAUCGAGAUCUGUACUACAAAGCCCAGCACAUCAAUACGCCCUCGUGCGAUAAGCUGCACAGCUUGCACAACAACUAGUCCCGAGGCGGUCGUCGUCGUCGAUCGUUGUUAAAUAGCGUUGAAGUUGAGUCGAGAAAACAAAAAAACAGUCAGCCCUCACACGUCUCUUAGCUGAAUUGCACGUUUUUAGGAUUAAUAACUGCCCAUCUACCUACAUAAAAACGCGCGAUAAAAUGGAACAGAAGUGAUUUGUUCUUCACUGUGUGCAAGCGUUUGACGGUAUUUUGAUCGUGUUUCAUAGUGAUUCAAGUUUUUUAUUCAUAUAACAAUUGUGUAAAUCCCCAUUUUUUUGUUGUUGUCAUUCUAUCGAAAGCAUUUUCUGUGAAAUCGUUGAAAUUUUGGUUUAAGGGUUGUUAUCUUUUGUCAAAGUAUAGUUGUGGAUGGAAGUCAAGUCAACAAGUAGUCUACUUGGAAAUAUCGUAUUUAAUUUAUCUGAAUUUGAAAAAAAUAAAUAAAUCUUGGAACAAUUAA
This is a messenger RNA of Aedes aegypti (yellow fever mosquito), 873 nucleotides long. Its product is annotated as dnaJ homolog subfamily B member 12-like. Gene Ontology annotation, cellular component: endoplasmic reticulum membrane. The coding region runs from base 91 to 420 and encodes 109 amino acids. Gene Ontology annotation, molecular function: Hsp70 protein binding. Lineage: Eukaryota; Metazoa; Arthropoda; Insecta; Diptera; Culicidae. Gene Ontology annotation, biological process: cellular response to misfolded protein. The transcript has 3 exons. The record is from RefSeq and is a predicted model, not a curated record.